Molecule: messenger RNA, 3786 nt
Organism: Penaeus monodon (black tiger shrimp)
Lineage: Eukaryota; Metazoa; Arthropoda; Malacostraca; Decapoda; Penaeidae
Product: ubiquitin-conjugating enzyme E2 J1-like
Exons: 5
Coding region: 139-1143 (334 amino acids)
Source: RefSeq, a predicted model, not a curated record
AGACGCCGCUCGUAAACACAAGAAGGAGCUGACGUGUUGUAGAGAGGCGCCGAGACGUGGCUUUUUUUACGGGCUUUAAAUAUCAAAUCCAUGUGAUUAUAGUCAUUUAUGAUAACCGAGUGAAGAGCAAGAGGCAGGAUGGAAGCUUCGUACAACUCGCGGUGUCCAGCUGUGAAGCGAUUGUUUCGUGAAGCAAAAGAACUGCAUGAGGCAACAGAAGAAUAUUAUGCUCAGCCCCUUGAGGACAACCUUUUUGAGUGGCACUUCACGGUUCGUGGACCUCCAGACACAGAGUUUGAUGGAGGGAUAUACCAUGGUCGUAUUAUCAUGCCUGCUGAUUAUCCCAUGAAGCCACCAAAUAUUAUAUUCCUAACGCCUAAUGGAAGAUUUGAAACAAAUAAGAAGAUAUGUCUGAGUAUCUCAGGACAUCAUCCAGAGACAUGGCAGCCCUCAUGGAGCAUUAGGACGGCACUUUUGGCUAUUAUAGGCUUCAUGCCAACUCCUGCCAAUGGCACUAUUGGUUCACUGGACUAUACAGCUAAAGAACGUGCAAAGCUUGCUAAAAAAUCACAGGAAUAUGAGUGUCCAGAUUGUGGUUGCAUCAAUUCUCUGCUGAAGGAGAGGACAGGAGACAAUAAAGAUUUACAACAAGAAGCUCGAGAAGUCAUGAGCCAGUGUGCGGUUACAAUCAAGACUGAUACAAAAAAUGGUAAUGAUCAGGCCUCAGGUACUGCUGAUUCCUCAAGCACCACAAGUAAAACAGAGGAAGCAGACACAGAACGUAGUUUCCCAGCAGAUGGAGAAGACGCGACAAUUGCUGCUGAAACCCAAGGGAGUACCAACCCAGAAUCAAAGGCAUCAGCACCACAAGCUACCAGUCAGACAACUCUUCCCGGCAAUCACUUGGUAAACAGGAAUCAGGGUGCCACAGCUAUUGAUCCAGCACCAGAGAUGCUUAUGGAAGGUGUUGCACCUCAUAAUGCCCAGACAAAUCCUGUGUCCUCUGCUCCAGUUUCCAGCCCAGGUUUUAUCUAUAAUAUGGUCUUGUCAGCUGCGAUAGUCUUAUUCAUUGGUCUUGUAAUGCGUAGAAUAUUCCUUUUGGAAGGAGAUACAUCAGAGGAGCUGGAUGAUUUGCUACUUUGAACUGUAUCACUUAACAUUCUUUUCAUUUGUGAUAGUAAGUUUCACCACUAUUUUUCAAUGGUCUUAAAUGGAGUUGUCUCUGUUAUUCUGUAUAUAAUAUUUAAGUCAAACCAAAUGGUUAUAAUAGUAACUUCCAGUACUUUGCAUAUAAACAUCUACCUGUAAAUGGUUCUGUGACCUGGUCUCUCCUUGAAGAUGUAGAUUGCCAAUCAGUAAAGUUUUAAUGUAUUUUGAAUAAUGCUUUCCAUUAUUUCCCCAUUUGGCCACUUGCUAAGGAAAGUUGCUCUCAGUUCAAUUCCUUGUGUAAAGAAAGUACAUAGGUUGUGAGUGAAAAUGUUAAUUCCUCAUAGAAGAAGCUUAGUAUUGGUUUUAAUUACAUAACAAAGAAGCCAGUUACUGCUUUUGUGGAAUGUUAGUGAUAAAUUUGAGUUUUCAUACCUCAUCCAUAGAGGUAGAAAUCUUUAAUUUAAUAGAGAGGUGUCUGUAAAGGGUUUCAGCACUUUUUGCUGUUCUCAUGAAAUAUUUCAGUCAUAAUGCUUUAUAAUGCUCAAUAUAUUAGUUAACCCUUCAUUGAAUAAAUUCAGUAAACCUGUAGUAGUCUCCCAGUUUACUAAUAUAAUAAGUAGAUAUUAAGGAGGUGUAUUUUCCUUCUAAGAUAUGUUUGUUAAUCAGUUCUUUAUAGUGUGAAUGAACUGGGUUGUUUGACAUCAGUAAGUAUAACACCUAUAUGAUGCAGAGGAAAAUCUUUUAAAGUUAUUUCUUUCUAUCUCUCUUUGUGUCAAAAAUUAUAGCUUAGGUAGUAAGCAGAUAUAUUUUUGAAUAGUGUAUGAAUGUAAGCAGGAUGUAACUUGUCAUUCAGGUAAAGAAUUGAAUGUUUUCAUAACCAUGAACAAAUCCUAUCAGAAAAACUGAUUAUUCAAAUACUACAUUAGGAGUGACUGAGAAGAAAAUGCAGUAAUGGGAACUUAAUCAUUGCUGAGUAGCAUUCUAUACUAUUUUACUCCAGUUUUCUAAUUAUGAAAAUAAGUCUUAUUGCCAUCUAAAUAUGUGAAAUGUAGUCUUAGUGUAUAAAUGAUACAUCUGUUAUGAAAAUGAAAUUUUAAAAGAUCCUUAUUAGACUGCAGUUAUCCUUUUUUUAAUAUUGUAAUUUUAGGAAUAUUUAAGAUUCUUAAACAUCCAAAUGGUUCUUUAUUUUAUGAGAAAAGAAACAAUUAUUUUUUAUUUUAGACUUAGCUGAAGGAAAAUUAUACUGAUACACGUAGUAGUCAUGAAUAUUACUUUUUAAUCAAAGCUACUGUUGAUAUUUGUAUACAUACAUAUAGCCAUUCACACACACACACACACACACACACACACACACACACACACACACUCACUCACUCACUCACCACCACACACACACACACACACACACACACACACACACACACACACACACACACACACACACACACACACACACACACACGUUCAUGACCAUACAUAUAUUUAAGCAUAUUCAUGCACAUAUAGGCAUCAAUAACAUAUAAAUAUCUGUUUCAGUAUGGUGUGUGUAACAGGCUAACAGAGCUUUCUCUAUGUUGAACUAAACUUCCACAAUCCUAUGGGUUUACAUGGUGCAGAAUAAGCAUAGUGUAAAAGGCAGAUACAUUUUAACCAAAUUAUGGUAGUUAGUCAGGAAACAUUGUUCAAUAUUCACGUAGUGCUACAUCAUAUUUUUUUUUACAGUUCCCAUAUAACAUUAAACUGCUACCUGCCUUCUACUGGCAUAUAAGCCAAAGGAGGAUGUGGCCUUAUUUUCCACUUUGAUUUAAGUGAUAUACAUAUAUAUAUUUUGAAAACAAAAAACUAAUUAUUACUGGUAUUUCUCGUAUAUAUAUAUCCAUCCUUGAGUUAGAACAUUAUAGAUGGUAUCAGUAAGGCAAGUAGCAUUAUUAGAUUUAACUCUAUCCCAGUGUAUGAUUGGGAAUGUUUUCCCUACAUGGGCACCAUUUGAACAUUAGUGGAAAGGAAAGAAUUUUCUGUAUUUGUUGUUUAUAUUAAUGGACUAUUGGUAGAUGGGGCCAUGGCUUUAUAUGUCUAGUCAUAUAUUCAAAUAUAGAAAGGCUCAUAUCAGUAAUAGUGAAUGUAUGAGGUACAAGAUUUUUGAUUUUGUUUUUGGGGAGUUGGUGACAUAUUUGCAAAUAAAUUUCUGAGUGUUAUCUUGUCAGUGAUGCAUGCCAAUAAGUGAUUUGAUGUCAUUCUAAAAGAAAAAAAAAAGAGAUUGUACAAAACAAAAUGUGUAUAUUUAUUAUCUUAUCAUUUUGAAAAGAUAAAAUGGUAUAGUUAUGCCAGGAUAUUCUGUCUAUUUUACAAAAAAAAAUCUGAUUUAAAAUCAACAUUGUGCAAAUAUUACCCUAAUUUAACCUGUAACUAAAUAUGACUAUACUCCUUGUUUCAUUGAUAUCACUUUUUGGCUGAAGUUACUAUGGUUAAAGGAAAAUGGGUGAAUAUUAAUAACGGGAUUAAUUUUAUUGUUAAUGGAAAUUCAUGGACCAUAAUGUUGAAGGAUUACAUGUAUUAUUAUUGUAUCAAAAUAUAUUAAUUAAAAUGUUAUUUGAUUUCCCCAUGUAGUUGCAAUAAAGACAAAUGUUAACCUAUGAA